AGGCAUCAACAGAACGGUGUGGAAAACGGGGAGCAGAGAUGGAGAUGGAGGUGGGUGGGGCUUGGCAUGGCUGACGUCACCGGCUGUGUGGAGGAGUAUAGGCUGUGCUGUCAGCCCAGUGUCAGUCUGAUGAAGAUUGGCAUGCAGGCUUUGCAUGAAGAGGUGGACGCCGGAGCAGACAACAACUACAAAAGCUGCUGUGUUGCUGUGGGCAAACUAACUAUGACAGGCACCACUCAGCAGAGCGCCAAGACCCCACAGGUCCAUGUCCCAGCAGCCACUGCAGCAGGAAACACCUCUGUCAGUGUGACCCUUGACCCUCAGGCCCAGUUGGAGUCUGACAAGAGGGCAGUUUACAGACAUCCCUUGUUCCCCCUGCUGGCGUUGCUGUUUGAGAAGUGUGAGCAGGCCACGCAGGGCUCUGAAUGCAUCACGUCUGCCAGCUUUGAUGUGGACAUCGAAAACUUUGUGCACCAGCAGGAGCGAGAACACAAGCCCUUCUUCAGCGAGGACCCGGAGCUGGACAACUUGAUGGUAAAGGCCAUUCAAGUGUUAAGGAUUCACCUGCUGGAGUUGGAGAAGGUCAGUGAGCUCUGUAAGGAUUUCUGCAACCGUUACAUCACUUGCCUAAAGACCAAGAUGCACAGCGACAACCUCCUGCGCAAUGACCUGGGAGGACCCUACUCCCCGUCACACACCAGUCUCAGCAUGCAGCAGGAACUAAUUCAGACCUCCUCUCCAUCCAUGACCUCUGUCUCCAGCUCUGUUAACCCUUCAGGGAUUGUGGUGCCUGCUGGGGGCCUGCAACAGGGCAGCGUCACCAUGACGACUAUCAACUCUCAAGUAGUAUCGGGUGGGACCCUGUACCAGCCGGUUGCCAUGGUGACAUCGCAAGGGCAAGUGCUAACACAGGCGCUGGCUCCGGGAACCAUCCAGAUCCAGAACUCACAGGUAAACGUGGACCUGUCGUCCCUGUUGGACAGCGAUGACAAGAAGUCCAAGAACAAGAGGGGGGUCCUGCCCAAACAUGCCACCAACAUCAUGCGCUCCUGGCUCUUCCAGCAUCUCAUGCACCCGUAUCCCACAGAAGACGAGAAGAGGCAGAUAGCAGCACAAACAAGUCUCACCCUGCUACAAGUGAACAACUGGUUCAUUAAUGCACGUCGACGUAUCCUCCAGCCAAUGUUGGACGCCAGCAACCCAGACCCAGCUCCUAAAGCAAAGAAGAUGAAGUCACAGCACCGCCCCACACAGCGCUUCUGGCCCGACUCCAUCGUGGCUGGAGUUCUGCAGACGCACAGAUCUCAGACAGGAAACUCGGACAACCCACUGAGCCUGGACAGCCUCCAGUCACUGUCCUCGGACUCGGCCACCCUGGCCAUGCAGCAGGCCAUGCUGGGGGCCGACGACUCCAUAGACGGCACGGAGGAGGACGAGGAGGAGGAGGAGGAGGAGGAAGAGGAGGAGGGAAUGGAGGAGGAUGAGGAGGAGGAGGACGGAGAAGAGGAGGAAAGCCCCAGGGGGAGGCAACUGUCCAGCGGAGGAGGCGGAAGGCGAGAUCUGAGCCUGGAGCACAGAGAGGAACUGGAAGCCUUUUCCUCUUUUGUUAUCGUUGCGCAGGUGUUCAGAAUGUCCAUCGCACAGGCCGCAGCCAAGGCCAUGCUAUCUGAUGCCCUGCUGCAGGAGGGCUCAGGGAUAAAUCGCAUCAACCACCUGGAGCUGGAGCUUCCUCUGGACAAGGUCAUCAAGUUUGUGUCUGUGGGUCUUCCACUGAUGCUGGUGUGCAUGGCCUUCGCCCGAGAGAUAUCCCUGGGGCCUCAGAUCAGCUGCUUCCCUCCCAGCAAUUUCAGCAUCAAGCAGGGCGGCUACGUCGACGCCUACUGCUGGGACUCCCUCAUGCAUCACGAGUUCGACAGCGACGGCAACUUCCAAGAGCGCUCGCUCUGGGUUCAUAAAAUGUUCCCUUACUCUCUGCUGGCCAUGGCCACGCUCAUGUACCUGCCGGCGCUGAUCUGGCGUCAGCUCGUCAUGCCCACGCUCGGCUCAGACCUGCUCUUUGUCAUCGAAGAGCUGGACAAGUCGUACAACCGCUCGAUCCGCAUGGCCCAGAGCAUCCUGGACAUGCGGCAGAGCACCAAGAAUCCGCUCACCUUCCAGGCGGAACUGCAGAGGGCCAAGAGGAAGCGGUACUUUGAGUACCCUCUGCUGGAGAGGUACAUGCAGUGUAAACAAAGCUCCUACUUCCUUGUUAGCAUGCUGUUCCUGCGCGGCUUCCUGCUCCUGAUCUUCAUGAGCGCUGCUUGUCUCUACCUGGCCUACUUCCACCUGUCGGCCUUCCUGCAAGACGAGUUCAGCUGCUUCGUCCGCACCGGCGUGCUGCGGGAUCAGAACUGGGUUCCAGACUUGAUCCAGUGUAAAAUGAUCGGACAGUUGGUCUUUCAGGUGAUCAGCGUGGUCAAUGGCGCCAUCUACGUCCUGUUGGCUCCCAUCGUCCUCUUCAGCCUGAUUCGUCUGUUUGUUUGGGACACCACAUUCAUCUCUGUCUAUGACGUCCUGCCAGCUCUGGAUCUAAUCAACCGUCGCAGGCUGGGCUGCCCUCUGAACGACCUUAACGUCCUCCUGCUGUUCCUGCGCGCAAACGUGGCUCACUUGAAGUCGUACGGGAAGGUGAGGGCUUUGUGCUCACUGGCGCCCCCACAGGUGGGCAGUGCCACUGCAGGCCAGGGCUUAAACGCGAUGCUGAGCCAGGAGGAGAUGGAGGAGCGCGAAGAGGCUGCGAUGGAGCUAGCAGAGGAGGUGGAGGAGGCCAAGAAGGAAGGGAAGCUCAACUUAGUGGACAUCAUGACUAUUCUGGGAGCAGCACAGGGACGAGUGAUGAACUGCAGCGAGAAGAGGCCUCUGGUGGAGGAGAAUAUGAGUCUGGGUACCACAACACUUAUCUACACACUCAAACGCAUUCUGCUCGUAGCUAUUUUUGUCUACAUCAUUUGGGAUGUACAGAAGAUUAUUAAGUGACCUUCAAACUACAGACACCGUUGCAGAGAAUAAAAAGCAAGUGCUUUAAAUAGAAGAGAGAACAAAGCGUUCUCACUGAAUACAGAAUAAGGUCAUAUUAAAGUGGACCCAAGGACAUGAAACUGUAGGCAGUGAGUUUAAAAUGGUUUGGUGCUAAACACUUUAUCUGUAUUUAUUGCUUUUGUUUUUAUAUGUUUACACCUUGCAGAAUUGGCUACUAUUGGUUAAAGUACUGGCUAAUGCAGAAGGGAGAGAUCUGUGGUGCUGUCUGGCUCUAACUGCCCUCUCUGUCUCUUCACAGAGCCAAACCACCAGGGGUACCAUGAGUUGAAGGAGUCUGCACCAUUUAGUCAUUACUAGGCUUCCUACAGUACGGACUGAAUCAAUGUUACUGUGUCUGUACAGUAAAACGUACUGGACCUGCAAAAAUAUACAGCUAGUUAUUAAACAAUAUAUUAUUAAACACUAUAUAAAUAAAACAUCACUUACUUGGGGGUUGCAGGACAAACUGGAUGGAUUUUCAGUAGCUGCAUAUUUGUAGCAUCUUAAUAUUACAACAUUAUAUUGUAGUCUGGGUCCAGACGGGUUUCUGGAUCCUUAAUGGUCUGACUGUGUGUCGUACUUCAGGAAAAGGUGAUGGAGAAAUGCAGAGCUGGACCCUUUGGAGAUGCAGGUUGAACAAAGUGUCCUCGCGGUCCUCUGUGAUCUGAUUGUCCAGGAUGCAGUUUAAAAGCAGCAGUAAACUGGGUGCACUCCUCAACUGGGAUGACCUUAUACCAACAGCUAUAUGUUGAUUGAUUAACAAGGAUGAAACAAAGGAUCCAGUAAAAGUGUUAAUUAAGGAUUCCAGUGUCACUUUUUUAACUUGAUUUCAUAAACUUAAUGUAAACUUGUUUCAGUUUUUAUGUUUUUACUUUUUUGAAUAUUUUUCCUGCAUCUCCAUAAAAUGAGCUGACUUCUUUUUCCUUAUGAAAUCUACAGUCUGUUGUAUUUCAUUUCAAAUGAAUACAGAUUGUUUUGUAACAAAUUUUUGACUUCCAGUAAAUGCCACAGGAUUGUGCAGCUAUCUCAUUCAUUAAAAAAAUUCUAUUUUAUAAACACAAGCUUUGGUUGUACAGUAAUAUGUGUGAAGGGCAAAGGACCCGUCCGUGUGAGGACAGAGAGCCUCUCGUCUGCUCAGAGUCUUUAUUUUUAGCUCAGAGAGAGAGUAAGUGUUAUUUCUGUGCCCAGAAGUCAGACACUUGUCCUCAACAGAUAAACACUGAACGAGUAAAACACUCUCAUUAAGGUCAGAGUUAAAUACUUUAAAAGGCUUGUGUUGGUUGGUUGCUGUAUCCUGCUUUCAUCUAUGCUGCUGUUCAGCAUUUUGACACAGCUAAUACAUUACUUUGGAUCAGGUUUUAGUUCUGGUGAGUCUCAAAUGAAAACUUACAGUGUCAUGUAUUCUAAAUUAAAUCAACAUAACUUCAUGAA
Messenger RNA from Betta splendens (Siamese fighting fish), 4488 nucleotides. RefSeq names its product pbx/knotted 1 homeobox 2 (gene pknox2). NCBI's taxonomy places the organism in Eukaryota, Metazoa, Chordata, Actinopteri, Anabantiformes, Osphronemidae. The record is from RefSeq and is a predicted model, not a curated record. Gene Ontology annotation, biological process: monoatomic cation transport; regulation of transcription by RNA polymerase II; positive regulation of interleukin-1 production. Bases 67 to 3015 code for a protein of 982 amino acids. The transcript has 16 exons. Gene Ontology annotation, molecular function: RNA polymerase II cis-regulatory region sequence-specific DNA binding; channel activity; DNA-binding transcription factor activity, RNA polymerase II-specific.